Papilio xuthus (Asian swallowtail) is the source of this 848-nucleotide messenger RNA. RefSeq names its product cuticular protein RR-2 motif 133 (gene CPR133). Gene Ontology annotation, cellular component: extracellular matrix. Lineage: Eukaryota; Metazoa; Arthropoda; Insecta; Lepidoptera; Papilionidae. Bases 50 to 592 code for a protein of 180 amino acids. The record is from RefSeq and is a predicted model, not a curated record. The transcript has 5 exons.
UGUACAUCGUAAUAAUUUGUUCUUUUUUUUAUUACUUUUUUUGUGCAUCAUGGCUUUAUUGAUUAAAUGUGCAACAUUGGUGAUUUUGGCGACAGCUGUCCUGGCGGAAUAUGGAUACGGCGGAUACGAGGGUCAAGGUUUAGAAGGUCAUAGUUUCGAAGGUCAAAGUUUUCAAGGACAUGGGCUUGAAGGUCACAGUUUCGAGGGCUAUAGUGUAAACGAACAUCAGAGUCUGGGUCAACAUCACGGAGACGAAUACGAUGUAGACUAUCAUGCACAUCCAAAAUAUUCCUUCGACUACUCUGUGAAGGACCCACAUACUGGUGAUGACAAGGAACACUGGGAGACCAGAGAUGGUGACAAAGUCAAAGGAACCUACACACUGGUAGAAACUGACGGAACAAAGCGUAUCGUUGAAUACGAAGCGGAUGAUAAGAACGGAUUUAAUGCUGUUGUCCAUAAAAUUGGAACACCGAAACAUAUGGAGGAAUAUAAAGUGAGCAAGCCAUCGUACGAGCCGAUUCCAUAUCAACACGACUACCACGCCAGUGAAGAAGGUUUCAUGCCGUCUUACGAAAGCUAUGAGCACUAACUAAUACGUCAAAGAUUUUAUACUUUUAAAUAUUCAAAUGCUUUAAAAUUAAUGUAAGUAUUAUAGAGAAAUGUAUAUUUGUUACUUUUAAGAUCCACUGUCAAAAUAUCCAUACGAAAAAGGUUACAACGCGAAUUAAGAGUUGACAAUGAUUUUGUAUAGUGUUAGGACAGUAUAAAAUAAAAAUUAGAUCGACAAUCUUCAGUGUUAUUUUAAAAUAUAAUUUAACACGUUAGCUAUCAGACAAAUUUUUCGA